This is a messenger RNA of Pseudomyrmex gracilis, 1645 nucleotides long. RefSeq names its product protein PIH1D3 (gene Dnaaf6). The transcript is spliced from 4 exons. Gene Ontology annotation, molecular function: protein-folding chaperone binding; dynein intermediate chain binding. Gene Ontology annotation, biological process: axonemal dynein complex assembly. Lineage: Eukaryota; Metazoa; Arthropoda; Insecta; Hymenoptera; Formicidae. Bases 14 to 598 code for a protein of 194 amino acids. The record is from RefSeq and is a predicted model, not a curated record. Gene Ontology annotation, cellular component: cytoplasm.
UGUGCGCGUUUGCAUGAUGGACGGUUGUUUCACUUCGACCGAUUUAAAAGCGCUUCAAAAUUUAAUCUGCCCGCCGAAGAAUGAUUCCGACACAAACGUCGAUGACGAUUUGCCGCAAAUGGGCGCGAGAAAGUUAGGACCGGGUGAUAUUGAUGUUACGACUGAUUCUUCUGAAGAUCAUUCAGGACCGUACGCGCCGCUUCAAGGUGCGAAUGACGAUAUUUGGCAUCCUGCUGAAGCGACUGACAUUUCAAGUGUGCAGGAUUACGAUUCUCGAAAUGUGCCCGAAUACGAGAUGAAGUUUAAACAAUCAGUAACGGCGGAAGAUAUUUAUCUGGGAAUGGGAUUUAAAACGUCGAGCACGGCGUCCUGCGAGUGGCUGUCGGUCCUGGUAAAAUUGCCGGAGGAAACGCGGGAAAAAGUAGAACUCUCUGUAGAAUCCGAGGCGAUUGACGUGCGCAGUCCAAGAUAUCGGCUACACCUACCGACACCGCAUACGGUGGAUCCGAACGCUUCCUCCGCUAAGUGGCACAACGACACUUCCACCCUGGAAGUCACCCUGAGACUCAAACGCGAACUGGACUACGUCAACUUUUGAUGCCGAAUCAAUCCGUCGUCUCUCGCGAGAUUUUUCUGUUCGACGUCUGUUCGAUUUAUCGUUGUAAGUCGAAGCGAGUUAUUGUUGCUAACAUUAUUCUAUCGCAGAGAUGUUUUCCGGAUCGAGCGCUCGCAAGAACCGCUUUUACUCGAUCAAAUCUUUUAAUAACUGAUUCUGCUAAAAAUUUAAUCAAGAACACAUUUUAACAAAUGAUUCUUGCUUCGACCGAGCGUAAAUUACAGUUUUUUUUUUUUUUUUUUUUUUUCUACACACAAAUAUCCCUGGCAGGUAAUCUGUUCUUUCUCCCUUUUAUCAUGCGCAGCUAGAAAUAAUGAUUUUUCGAGACGUAAUCCCUCUUAUGUGAGCACGUUGCGUAAAGCGAAUGAGACGAGUUUAUCCGGUUCACACACACACACACACACGUACACACACACAUAUAGUGAAAGACACAUUUAUCAUAUUCCCCGUUAUAUCCUGAUAGAUUUUUUUUUGACUCCCGUCCUUUGCGCGUAAUCAACGACAAAAUCGUAUUUGCAUUUUGUGCAAUGCCUGCUGCGCACGUCCUUGAAUACGCCACGCUCGCGCGAUCGUUACGCGAUGCCUAUUUUCUUCGCACAUAACAAAUUGCGCCUGGAUAAUUGUAGAUCGUUCAUUUUACGUUGUAGCGAACGUCCAACGUUGAGCAAGAAACGACAGAUAAUAUUAACUAUGGAAUAUGGACAAUAGGCACGUAGAUAAUAGGAUUGGAUGGACCGGAACGCUUGUCCUGUGAGACAAUCGCUUAAGGACAAUAGUACUUGAACUGUGUGUGUGUGUGUGUGUGUGUGUGCGCGCGCGUGUAGAGAUAGCUAACCGGAGAAUCUAAUUCUUGAAUUGUAAUACUAGAAUUCGAGAGAUAAUGGGGAGAAAAUCCCUCUCUCUCUCAAUGUACGACAAAAAAUGUACUCGCAAUCCUUUGUAAUUUUUUUUUUUUUUCAAGAUAAACGGAUGUCGAUGAUAUAAUUGUGCGCUGUUGUUUUGUAAGUAUUAAGAGGAUUUAUUUACGUA